AUGCCCCUUCUUCCACAUUUCGUCUGGUCCCAUUUCAGUCAGGACCUCAUGCCAAGGGCAAAGGAAGGGCCAAUGAAGGCAGGGGUAAAUGAAAGACAUACUCUGAUCCUGGUGCCUUCUGUGUUUCCAGCAGAACACAUGCCCGCUACACCGCCCUCCACUAGGCAUCCCUCCAAUAGGCAUCCCUCCAAUAGGCAUCCCUCCAAUAUCUAUGAUGACCCCAACCCAGAUGGGUUUCAACCAUCCAUAUGGCCAACACAACACUUUAAUGCCUUUGAUGACGGAUCACCUUUUGCUCAAAGGAGUGAUGAGAAGGAAGAAAAAGAGGAGGAGGAAGAGGAGGAGGAGGAGCAGGAGGAGGAGGAGCAGGAGGAGGAGGAGGAUAAGGGGUGGGAUGAUAAUGAGGAGAAUUUCGCAUAUGGAGGCGAUGAUGAGGACGAUGGGGAAGACAAGGCUGAAGAUGGAAUGGUGCAUUUAAAUGGGGUCUGA
Molecule: messenger RNA, 489 nt
Organism: Laccaria bicolor S238N-H82
Lineage: Eukaryota; Fungi; Basidiomycota; Agaricomycetes; Agaricales; Hydnangiaceae
Exons: 2
Coding region: 1-489 (162 amino acids)
Source: RefSeq, a predicted model, not a curated record